AUGUCUUCAAUAAAAGAGUUUGCACACCUUAAAAUUUCCCUAGAAGCUAUAAAAUUGGCAACCAAUAACUUUGGUGACAGCUGCUACAUCAGUGAAGGUGGAUUUGGUAAGGUCUACAAAGGAGAGCUCUUUCACUUCGGUGAUCAGAUUAUGGUUGCAGCCAAGCGCUUAGAUAGAAGAUUUGGACAAGGGACCCCAGAGUUUUGGAAAGAGAUCAUGAUGCUUUCUCGCUACAGACAUGAAAAUCUGGUCGCUCUCUUGGGCUUUUGUGAUGAGGGUGGUGAGAAUAUCCUUGUGUAUGAGUAUCUACCGAAUCAAAGUCUCGACAAGUACCUUAGUAGCUCUAAUCUGUCAUGGAUCCAACGCCUAAACAUAUGCAUUGGGGCAGCUUGUGGGCUAGAGUAUCUUCACAAUCCGGGUGACACUACACAAAGAGUGCUACACCGUGAUAUGAAAAGCUCCAACAUAUUAUUAGAUAAGAAUUGGAAUGCCAAAAUUUCAGAUUUUGGUCUUUCCAAACUCGGACCUGCUAACCAAGAGUUCACAUUUCUUAUCACCCAUGCAGUAGGGACUCCUGGGUAUUGCGAUCCACUUUACGGGGAUACUGGAUUCUUGACAAAAGAAUCUGAUGUCUAUUCCUUUGGGGUGAUUUUAUUCGAAGUCUUGUGUGGAAGGCUUUGCGUAUCGAAUUGUGAUGACAAUCGCCGUUUUUUGUCGAAAUUGGCACAAAGCUGCUAUGAAGAAAAGAAGCUGCAGACAGUUGUACUUGAUUGUCUACAAGAGCAAAUAUAUCCAGAUUGUUUGGAAAUGUUCUCUAAAACUGCAUAUCAAUGUCUACACAAAGAUCACAAUGAACGUCCACUGGUAGCUGAGAUCGUAAAACAACUUAAAGAUGCCCUUAAAUGUCAAGUGGAAUAUAUGGUUGAGAAGGAAAAGAAGUUCAUAUUUUACACAGCAUUUUAUGCGGAGGUAAACAUGCAUAUGCAUGAUGAGCUAGAACAGGUGUCUAGUAAUAAUUAUGAAGAGAGCAUGGAUAUGCAAAUCAUUCAGCAUAAUGAUAUGUCGGAAGAGGAGUUGAAAGCAUAUGAUGGUAGAGAUCCUAGGAAGCCUGUUCUUUUGGCGAUCAAAGGUCAGAUCUAUGAUGUCUCAUCGGCCAGGAUGUUUUACGGAGCAGGUGGUACUUAUGGAGAGUGGAGUGGGAAAGAUGCCAGUAGAGCCAUUGCAAAAUUCAGCUUUGAAGAGGAAGAUUUGAAUAGCGAUCUCACUGGUCUCGAGAAGGUUGAGCUAGAGGCCUUAGAUGAUUGGGACAUCAUGUUCAGGAGUAAGUAUGUUAAGGUUGGAUCCAUCGAAAAUCCGAAGAAAAAUCUGCCCGCUUGGAUCUAUAAAAAAUUCAAAGAGAAAUCUCACUACUACAAAAAGUCACAUAGAACUCGCCAUAUAGCACCCGCAAUGGAAUGCAUAUUUCAAGGUUUAUGCUGGUUGCAUAUAACACCGGUGGGAAGGGUAGAUUUGUUUCUUUAUUGCUGCCAACGAAUUGCACCACCGUUGCCGGAGUACCGCCACAACAACACCACCACUUUUCUACCUGCAACCACCAUAUGCUAUAUUUUAUCCAAAUUUCUUAAAUUGUGCAUGUAUAAUGUAUUUCACAGUGAAUUGACAAGAGCAUUAGUAGCAAUGGGAAGCAUUAGUGGGGACAUGAAGCAUUUGCAGGACAAUUGGAGCAAUAGCAAUGAGGCAUCAACGACGACCUUUAGUGAUGUAUAA
This is a messenger RNA of Lactuca saligna, 1767 nucleotides long. Lineage: Eukaryota; Viridiplantae; Streptophyta; Magnoliopsida; Asterales; Asteraceae. The record is from the annotation of a GenBank genome assembly.